Messenger RNA from Notodromas monacha, 435 nucleotides. NCBI's taxonomy places the organism in Eukaryota, Metazoa, Arthropoda, Ostracoda, Podocopida, Cyprididae. The record is from the annotation of a GenBank genome assembly.
AUGCCAAAAUCAAGUGCUGCCAAAAAGAGGAAAGUAUUCACUCUUGAAGAUAAGAAGAGCAUUAUUGAGAGACUGCAGAAUGGUGAAAGGCAGAUUGACUUGGCCAGUGAAUUUGGCAUAGCCAAGAGCACCAUAGGCACAAUGUGGCAAACCAGGGACAAGCUGCUAGCAGCAUGUGAGACUUCUGCAAAGGGUUCAAGAAGGAUCAGCAGCAAGAAACAAAGGCACCAAGUUAUGGAUGAACUUGAGAAGCUGCUCCUCAUUUGGAUUGAGGACAUGCAGAUGAAAGGGGAACCCAUGCCUGGUGAGCACAUCUGCAGAAAGGCCAAGAAGAUCUUUGAAGACCUUGUGCAAGAGUACCCUGAAGGGGAGUCUGUUGAUGAUGAAGAGGAAGAAGAUGACCACAAAGAAGACAACAAAGGAUUCAAAGGUUAG